AUGGAGUCGAAGGUCAUUAUUGAAUCACGGUUCGAGGAUAAGGAGAAAUUGGACCUGGAGACCACAACUUCCACGAACCCGUCGCCGAAAAGUCCAACAGCAUACCUGUCGAUCACGAGUAUCGUUAUCGGCUACAUCGCCGCCCUAGAGAUCGCAUCUCUCCCACCUGUGAUUCAGGCCACUACCAACACAAGGCUGGGGUUGAGGUCAUACUACUGGUGGAUCGCACUUGCGGAAAUUGCGACCAGCGUUUUUGCCUGGAGCGUCGCUGGGAGUCUGGGCGAUCAGUACGGCAGAAGGAACAUUCUGGCUGUGGGCAAUUUGAUUGCACUGAUCGGAGCAAUUGUUGGCGCCACUGCGCACUCUGUCUGGGUUGUUGUACUUGGCCAGGCUAUCUUAGGAUUGGGAGCAGGUUGUCAAUUCCAGGCGGUGGCGAUCAUAUCCGAAAUCUUUCGGCAUAAACACAGGUCGCUGGUUCAAGGAUUGCUGACAAUCUCCCCCUUCCCCUUUAUUGCCUGCGGGCAGUUGAUCGGAACCGCCAUGGCAACACAUGCCACCUGGCGCUGGGUUUUCUAUCUCAAUAUCGUACUCUCUGGCAUUGCCCUUGUCAUGACGCUCCUCUUUUACCGACCACCUGUUGAUCGUACACUACGACCCACAACAAUUCUGCACAUUGACUACGUUGGGAUCUUGCUUUAUGCCGUACUGAACCUGCCAAACCAGCGUUCGAGGAAGUUGGCUAAUCUCUCCCAGCUCUUUCUGGCCGGCGUAGCCCUCUGUUUUGGCUGGACUGGCUUCGGAACCUACGGUUGGGGAAAUUCGGCGGUAUUGGUGUCAUUGUGCCUUGCCUUACUGUUUAUUGUUCUUCUUGUUCUCUGGGAUUUCACAAAGGCCAAGAACCCGAUGUGGCCCCCAGUCGUCCUUGGAAACGGUAGAGGGUUCCUUACAGUCAUUGUAGUUGCUACUUUUGAGUCCUUUGCAUUAUUUUCCAUGUCCACUAUCUUCACUGGGCAGAUAUCGGCUCUCUAUAGCACAGAUCCAUACAGAGUUGGCGUCGAUGUUCUCCCCUACGGGAUUGCAAGCGUGGUUGGCAUGCUCGCGGCAGGGCUCUUCAUGAGAAAGAUACGACAUACGAAUCUCCAGCUGGCCGUUCUGUGCUUUGUGCUGACCGUCUUCGUUGGCGUUAUGGCCACACUGACGCCAAAGUCUGUUAAGUCAGGCCUUGCAUUCACUUGUCUCGGAGGGUUCGCUGUUGGAUGGAUUAUGAUCCUCCUGGUCGUGAUGGUCCAGUUUGGAAGCCCCAACAGGCUUAUUGGUACCUCCACAGGUCUGCUGAACUUAGCCCGGACUGUGGGUCAAGCAAUGGGAAUCGGCUUCUACCAAACUAUUAUUCGCUCUAGAGUUGGUGCCACGUUAGUGAAAAGGGUGGCGGGAGCGGUACUCCCAUUGGGGCUACCGGCUACCUCACUACCAGAUUUGCUGAUCGCAAUCGCAAGUGGAAACCAAGCAGCAAUAAUGAAAGUGCCCGGAAUUAAUCUCAAAAUAAUUGAAGCAGCGGUGCUGGAGACCAAGCUUACAUACGCGGCCGCUUUCCGCAUCGUUUAUUACGUCGGCAUGGUCGGGGGAAUCAUCUCUACUAUCUUUGCACUUUUCACCAAGGACGUGACUCCAUUCAUGAUGGGCGCAGAAGGAGAACAUUUGGCCGUUGACAUUGGAGGCUCAAAGCGACCGUUCCUCCCGCUCUUUCCGAAGGAAAAGCAGGUUCAACGCAAGUGA
Molecule: messenger RNA, 1776 nt
Organism: Cladophialophora psammophila CBS 110553
Lineage: Eukaryota; Fungi; Ascomycota; Eurotiomycetes; Chaetothyriales; Herpotrichiellaceae
Exons: 10
Coding region: 1-1776 (591 amino acids)
Biological process (GO): transmembrane transport
Molecular function (GO): transmembrane transporter activity
Source: RefSeq, a predicted model, not a curated record